Messenger RNA from Harpia harpyja (harpy eagle), 1708 nucleotides. It is a transcript of the gene IL10RB, whose product is annotated as interleukin 10 receptor subunit beta. The transcript is spliced from 7 exons. The record is from RefSeq and is a predicted model, not a curated record. Lineage: Eukaryota; Metazoa; Chordata; Aves; Accipitriformes; Accipitridae. Gene Ontology annotation, cellular component: membrane. Gene Ontology annotation, molecular function: interleukin-10 receptor activity; protein binding. Gene Ontology annotation, biological process: blood coagulation. Bases 132 to 1163 code for a protein of 343 amino acids.
CGGCCGGGGGAAGGCGGAAGGGUUUCGGGGCGGUGCCGCUCCCCGGCCUGCGAAGGCAGCAGCGCCCGGUGCCAUGGCGCGGCGGCGCCGGCGCCUCCGCUGCUGAGGGGAGGCCCGCGCCGGCAGCCGCCAUGGCCGCCGCCCUCCGGUGCGCCCUCUGCAGCUGCCUCCUGCUCUGCGUAACUGGAAUAGUGCCAAAGCCCCAAAAUGCAAGAAUUAUUUCGGUUAAUCUUCGUAGCACUUUACAGUGGGAUGCACCUAGGUUUCACAAAGGGAAUAUAAGUUACACUGUCCAAUCUAAGAGCAUCAAUUUCCCUGGAGACACGUAUGAAAAUGUGAGCACAAACUUGAGACUCACAGAGUGCGAUGUCUCUUCCCUGUCUGCAUAUGGAGACUACGUUUUACAGGUCAGAGCAGAGUCAGAAAAUAACCAUUCAGACUGGGCAGCCGUCAGAUUUAAGCCAAUGGAUGACACAGUCAUUGGGCCACCUGAUGUAAAAGUGAAGUCAGAGUCUGGGUCCCUGCAUGUGGAUUUCACAGGCCCUUUUGCUGAACAUGAACAUGACAAGUGGCCUCUAAAGCAAUACUACGGCUCAUGGAAUUACAGAAUACUGUACUGGAAGAAAGGCAGCAAUACAGAGGUAACUCACAUAGAUACUAAACAUAACUCUGAAAUAUUAUCUCAGUUGGAGCCGUGGACAAUAUAUUGUAUUCAAGUGCAAGCAGUUAUCCCUGAGUGGAACAAAACAGGGGAACUGAGCAGAGAGCUUUGUGAGCAGACAACCCACAACGGUGUAACUCCUGUGUGGAUAAUUGUGACCGUUCUUAUAGGAUCAAUGUUGGUCGUUGUAAUAUCUGUUCCUGUUUGUUUCUUUUCCUUUUUGUAUCUCUAUCGACUCACCAAACAUGUUUUCUGCCCUUCAUAUAUUUUCCCCCAACACUUGAAAGAGUUUUUGAGCAAGCCUCCCAGUGGUGCGCAGUUUUUUUCUCCACUCCCACAAGAAGAGCAUCUUUUUUAUGACAAGCUAACUGUUGUUUCAGAAGAAUCCAGAAAUAACAGUGAUAAGACUGGGGAUGAGGCCAGCAAGACAACAGAGCACCUUCAGGACUCUGAACAAGAAGAUUCUGAUUCAAGAAUAGUACCAGCUUCAGAAAAGGCCUAAAUGCACUCCUCGUACUUUACUCGGACCAAAAGAAAAGCAAAUGGGCUGUUGAGUUUAUCUUCUUAUUGCUGCAUUCUUAAGACAGUAAAAAUUCAUAUGCGAAGAUGUAUACACAGACUUUUCAGAGAAUCAUAUUAUUUUUUUAAAGUACAAGAAACUUGACUAUAAAUGAGGAAUUAUAUGAUACGUAAUUUUUGCCACUGUUUGUAGUGGCUCACUGUUAAGUUGUAGCAAUACCUUGGACUGUAUUACAACAUUAAUUUUAAAAGCAAUUAUAUAUAUAUAAUACUAGUUAAUUUAACUUUGAUGAACUAUUUAUUGCAAAAGCUAAUCAAAAUGAUAUAUUGUAUAAGGUUUGUAAAAGAAAAUCACGUUUUGUAAAGAAAGACCUGAUCUGACUUAUUUUUUUUAAUGAAAAAUUAUGUGUAUUUCUUAUGGAUGUCCCUCGUGGUGUAAUCUUUCUAUUGAAUAUUUUUUUACCUGGUGCAAAACUGUAAAGUUAUCAUGAUGGUAUGAACUUGGUGUGAAUAAACCAAACAUAAAUA